GCCGCCAUUUUUGCAAAGGGAAAAGAGACAGGGUAGAGGGGAUCUAAUUUCUAACAGUCGGCGUAGGUAGGACACAAUUUUAACGGUUAGGAACUGACUGUCAUUAUUGGGUUCCAAUAACUACCAGCGAAAAUUAAUUACAGUAGGGGGAGUCUCAAGAAGACUGCUAUCAGUGUAAAUAUUUUUAAACCUUAUGGAGCCGCAGUGUGGAGUGAAGUAGCUAUUGUUUUGGUUGUGUAGAGAGCGAGGCUCUAGCGACGGGGGUCUCACCCAGGUCGCUGUUUCUUUAUUCAGGGUAUCUACAGUGAGUGGACUUUAACUACUCUUUGUAAUUAGGAGCCCUGUCUGCGGCACUCCCCUUCCAUGCUCUGAGGUUUAUUUAGGAAGAGGAGAGAGACAUCCGGUUGGGGUGGAUGGGGCACAGCGAGGGAGGGCAGAAGGAGCGAGGUGGAGAAAGAGCGAGGGAGUGUUUGUCUUUUUCCUCUGCUUUUUUUGGCAUGUUGGUCCCGUGUGACAGACAGCUCCGCUAGAGGAAGUGGGAGGAGCGUCGGAGGCAGUCACAGCGCUCAGAUUUAGCCUUGUGGAUGCACUUAGAUGUCUGCAAUGAGUGCUGUGGCUGGCAUGCCUCAGUGUUUUGGACUCCCAUGCUCUGGACUCAGUAGGACAAGAAUUGAUCAGCAAAGAACGUCAUGAGCAUAGUGAUCCCUGUAGGGGUGGACACAGCAGACACCUCAUACCUGGAAAUGGCUGCAGGCUCAGACAGACCAGAAUCGGUAGAGGCCAGCCCUGUGGUGGUGGAGAAGUCCAGCUACCCGCACCAGAUCUAUAGCAUUAGCUCUCACCACUCCCACAGUUACAUUGGGCUGCCCUACGCCGACCACAACUAUGGGGCGCGCCCCCCGCCCACUCCCCCGGCCUCCCCUCCCCCCUCCAUGCUGAUCCGGCCAGGCGAGGGGCUGUUUGUGCCGGGGGGUCUGCAGGACGAGGCUUCCAGGGGCACCACACUCAGCACCUCGGAGGACGGCAGCUACGGGGCCGACAUCACACGCUGCAUCUGUGGCUUCACCCAUGACGAUGGCUACAUGAUCUGCUGCGACAAGUGCAGUGUGUGGCAGCACAUAGACUGCAUGGGGAUCGACAGGCAGCACAUUCCUGAGACGUACCUGUGUGAGCGCUGUCAGCCGCGCAUCCUGGACAGAGACCGGGCCAUCGUGCUGCAGACCCGGAAGAGGGAGAACAUGUCCGGUGAGUGGAGAGAUGGCAUACCGGUAUGUAUCUCUGCAGACGGGGACACCAGUGCCACAGAGAGUGGGGACGAGGUGCCGCUGGAGUUGUACACGGCCUUUCAGCACACGCCCACCAGCAUCACACUCACCACCGGCCGCCUGGCGGGCAACAAGCAGGCCGACAAGAAACGCAAGAGGAGCGGAGACAAGGAGCCUGUCGCCUCCUCGGCCCGAGCCAAGAAGGCGUUCCGCGAGGGCUCCAGGAAGUCCUCCAGAGUGAAGGGUGGAGCUCCAGAAAUGGAGCCCGGGGAGCACCCGUCUCUGUGGGAGAACAAGAUGAAGGCUUGGAUGGAGGCCUAUGAGGAUGCCGGCAGCAACCAGUACAGCGAGGACGUCCAGAUCCUGCUCCGCGUCAAGGAGGCCGGCGACGGCAAGACCCUGGCCUACAACACACACACGGCCACCUUCAAACCGCCCGUGGAGAGCCAGGUUCAGAAGAACAAGAAGAUCCUGAAGGCAGUGAGGGACUUGGCUCCAGACUCCCUCAUCAUAGAGUACAGGGGCAAGUUCAUGCUGCGACAGCAGUUUGAGGCCAACGGAUGCUUCUUCAAGAGGCCAUACCCCUUUGUGUUGUUCUACUCAAAGUUUGACGGGCUGGAGAUGUGUGUGGACGCCCGCAGCUUUGGCAACGAGGCCCGCUUCAUCCGACGCUCCUGCACCCCCAACUCUGAGGUGCGACAUGUCAUAGAGGAUGGUAUGCUCCAUUUGUACAUUUACUCUUUGAGGUCCAUCAGCAAAGGCACCGAGAUCACCAUAGGCUUCGACUAUGACUAUGGCUGCUGUAAAUACAAGGUGGACUGUGCAUGUGUGAGGGGGAACCCAGAGUGCCCGGUGCUGAAGCACAACCUGGAGCCCACCGAGAACCUAGAGGCCAGCAGCCGCCGGCGGGGCCGCAAGGACAAGGAGCCCAUGAUGCAGAGAGGGGACCACCUGGACCUGGGCCAGAAUCAGAACAUGACCCUGGACUGUGACGGCAGGGCCAAGGGCCUGGGGGCCGACGGCAAGCAGAGGAAGCUAUCACCCCUCCGCCUCUCCAUCUCCAACAACCAGGAUCCUACAGAGUUAGAGGGUGUAGAAGACCAGCCUGAUCACUCCGUUAACAGUGAAGUAGAGAUGGAGUCAGAGGAGACCAUUGCAGAGAGAAAGAGGAAGAUGGCCAGCCCAGCGGAGGAGUCCCAUCUGCAAGGCGUGGGGGCCUCCAGCUGUCUGGGACUGAGUAAACCGGAGACCCGUGAAGAGAGGAAGAUGGAGGCCAUCCUGCAGGCCUUUGCCCGCAUGGAGAAGAGGGAGAAGAGGCGGGAGCAGGCCCUGGAGAAGAUCGGCACCAAGUCAGAGGGGGGCAUCAAGGAGGAGCCCCCUGCCACCCCCGAGGCCGACAUGCAGUCUCCUGGUAUCAUGACGCCCCUGCUAGAGGUGAAGGAGGAGCCGGGUCUCAACAAGCCCACGCCGGCCAAGCUGCGAGGCAGCAAGCAGAGGAAGAGCUUCUCGCGGAGCCGCACCCACAUCGGGCAGCAGCGGCGGCGAGCGCGCACCAUCAGCACCUGCUCUGACAUACCUCCUGGCUCGCCCGGGGAACUCCUGGACCCCCUGGCCAAUGACAGCCCAGACGUAGAGGCUUCCAGGGACCCUGAACCAGAGGCCCUCUCCUCCCAUGCCCCCGACACCAGCCCCCCUUACAGUGGCUCCCUGGCCCCUGACAGAAACCGCUCCGGGCAGAAGUACCCCAAAACUAAAAAGCACUUAGUGAGUGAGUGGUGCGUCGACAAGCAGGAGCGGUCAUUGCGGACCCCAGAGCCGGUCCCGGAGAGGCCCCUGAGGAUCAGCAGCGACCCGGAGGUGCUGGCCACCCAGCUCAACGCCCUGCCCGGCAUGGGCCCCAGCCCACAUGUCUACAGCACGCCCAAACACUACGUCCGCUUCUCCUCACCCUUCCUGGCCAACCGCAGCCCCACCACCCCUGGGGUGCCCACCGGACGCCGGCGUUCCCGCGAGCUGCCCGACACGCCGCCCACCUCAGGCUCCUGCAAGAAGCGCUGGCUGAAGCAGGCUCUAGAGGAGGAGACCACCACCCCUCCACCCACCCUGGUCAUGCCCAGCGAGGGCCCUCUCAGCCCCCCUAUCAACGGGGACUCUGACAGCCCCCUCCCCUACAACGGCAGCUGCACCUUGCCAGAGUUGCCCACUCCUCUGAAGAAGCGGCGCCUGGGUCUGUGUCCGCUGGAUGCCUGCAUGUCAGAGAGCUCCACCCCUUACGGCUCUCCCUGCGCCACGCCAACCCGGGCCGACCUAUCAGAGAUUCCGGGUACACCCCUGCUGCUGGCCACGCCACCCCGCAUCACCCGUACGGAGGAGCCGAGCCCCGAGCCUCUACCUAGCACCCCCACACACACACUCAGUGCCCCGCAGGAAAGCGAGUCUUCUCUGGACAGCUCACCAGAGGGCAGUCGCAGACCCAGCCCCCAAGAGGCUGAGUGGCCACCUUCGCUGCUCUCCUCCCCCUGUGUAGCGGUCAGGGCUCCCAGUCUGGACGCGUUGCCCCCCCACGAGGCCAAGACCAGCGCCCCCCUGAGCCCCCAGCCCCCCACCGCCGAGUCCCAGGACUGUGGGGGAGAGGAGGGGCCAGAGACGGAGGCCGAGGGCAGCAGCGAGGCCCCUUCUUCCUCCACAGAUCCAGCCUCUUCCUCCCUCCUCCCCCCCUGGAUGAAGAGUCCAGAGAGAGUGGGUCUGUCAGGGCCAGGGGGUCUGUCCUUCUCCCCCAUCAACUCUAACCUGAGGGACCUUACCCCCUCACACACCCUGGAGCCCAUCUUGGCCUUCAGGCCUGAGGCGGUGGCUGUGGCUGGGGCUGGUGUUGUGGCAGUGACAGUACCAGUACCCUUGGCAGCAGGACCCUUCACAGAGGCUGCAGGGUCUCUCUUCUACCCCUGCCCUGAGGAGGGGGGAACCCUGGCCUUCUCUCGUUCAUUGAGUGGAGACAGCACCGGAGAGGGAGGGUCAGGACAGAAUCCCCCACAGAAGAAAAAGGUAUCUUUGCUGGAGUACAGGAAACGUCAGCGCGAGGCGCGGCGCAGUGGCUCCAAAAUGGAAUGCGGCUCGCCUGUCUCUACAACACCUACCCUGGUGGAGAUGAUCCCUCUGCCCUUGGAGACCACCCAAGAGCCCCCACCCCUGGCUCCUGCUCCGGCCCAAGCCCCAGUGGCCCCUGCUGCAGUGGCCCCCACCUCGCCUGAGUCAAAUACCCUCCAGCCCAGCGAGGACACAGAGCCCCCCGUCGAGGGGGAGAGAGAGGGGGGGAGAGGGACAGUGGACCUCGUCCACCUCGGUGGAGCAGGCAAGAGAGCGUGGCUACCACAGAGCCCUGUCGCUUAGUGACCACAGCAAGGACAAAGAUGGAGAGACCGAGGGCAGUGAGGCCCCAGUCAGAGAUUGUUCAUCUCCUAGCCUGCAGAGGACCCCAACCCACACGUCUCUCUCUCCUCCCUAGCCGUGUUCUCCUGGUCCCAUCAGCCCGUCCCAGCCUGGCAGUCGCCCAGUGAAGGAGGAGGAGAGUGACAGCCGGCCUCGGACCCCCUCCCAGGCCGCCCCACAGCAGCCCAGCAAGCCUGCCG
This is a messenger RNA of Salmo salar (Atlantic salmon), 4894 nucleotides long. The record is from RefSeq and is a predicted model, not a curated record. Lineage: Eukaryota; Metazoa; Chordata; Actinopteri; Salmoniformes; Salmonidae.